This is a messenger RNA of Caenorhabditis remanei, 1524 nucleotides long. RefSeq lists its product as uncharacterized. The transcript is spliced from 6 exons. The coding region runs from base 1 to 1524 and encodes 507 amino acids. The record is from RefSeq and is a predicted model, not a curated record. Gene Ontology annotation, molecular function: UDP-glycosyltransferase activity. Lineage: Eukaryota; Metazoa; Nematoda; Chromadorea; Rhabditida; Rhabditidae.
AUGUUUGGGUUCAGUCAUGUGAAAUUUGUCAGUUUUAUGGCUGAUGUUAUAGCAGAUCACGGGCAUAAUGUGACUCUCUUCCAACCCUUCCAUAAUGCAAUGAAAAACACUGAAGGACUAGUGAAAAACAAGAACAUUGAGAUAAUCAAUUACUAUCCUAACCAUUACGACGAACUUGUCAAUUUGGAGACUCAAACAUUCCCAAUGUUCUGGGAUUCCCAUCUGAUGAAUAACCCCAUUCUUCAAGCUUUCAUGAUGCCAAGAGCUCUUGCUGGAGAAUUCGAAAGAACUUCAGUUCAAUUGUUGAAAGACAAGCAAACUCUGGAUAAACUGAAGAAUAGGAAUUUUGAUGUCAUGAUUGUUGAAACAUUUGAGUUAACUGGAUUUUACAUUGCUCAUUUACUUGAGAUCCCUGCCAUUCCCAUCAUGUCAUCCGUCCGUUUUCCCAGUUUCAAUGAUCUAUUCGGACAACCUUCUGGUCUUGGAUAUUAUCCACAUAUUGGCUCAAAAAUGGCACCAGAAGCUGGAUUUCUCGACAGACUCAAUGAUGUUUACCGUAACUUUUUCGUGUAUGUUAUGAUGCAUCGAAUGGCAAAUAUUCAAAAUGACUAUGUUGAACAUGCAAUCGGUAGGCCGGUUCCAAACUGGAAAGACCUUGUGAGCCAGUCGCCAAUUUUUAUUACUAACUCGAACCCAUACCUGGAUUAUGCUGUUCCAACUACUGCUGCAAUAGUUCAUGCGGGUGGAAUCACAAUGGAUUUGAAGAAAAUGAAGCAUGUUGGAAAGCUACCUGAAGAAUAUGUUCCCAUUCUUGACGAGAGAGAAUCGACUGUCCUCAUUUCUUUUGGUUCUGUAAUUCGUUCAUUCCAAAUGCCAGAAAACUUCAAAGCUGGAAUCAUUCAAAUGUUUGAGUCUCUCCCGGAUGUCACUUUCAUCUGGAAAUACGAGAAAGAUGACGUGGAGUUCCAGAAGAGACUCCCAAAGAAUGUCCAUUUGAAAAAAUGGGUUCCCCAGCCUGCUCUUCUUGCUGAUGAACGAGUCAAAGUAUUUGUGACUCACGGAGGUUUGGGUAGUACAAUGGAAGUUGCAUACAGUGGAAAACCAGCUCUGAUGAUUCCAAUUUUCGGCGAUCAACCACUAAAUGCAUAUAUGCUUGAAAGACACGGAGGAGCUAUUGCUUAUGAUAAAUUCGAUUUGGCAGAUGGACACAAGCUCACAAAGACAUUGAAGGAUAUGGUCAGCAAUCCAAAAUACUUCAAAAAUGCUAAAGAAUUGCUCGAAGUUCUCUCAAACCAGCCGAUUGAUCCGAAACUAAAUUUGAUGAAACAUCUUGAAUUUGCUAUGCAAUUUCCAAAUCUUCGUGCUCAAGUUCCUGCAAUCAACCAUGUCGGAAUUAUUGCUCAUUAUUAUCUGGAUGCCAUCGCGUUUCUUGUUUUCGUUGCUGGGCUCACAGUCUACAUUGGUUUCUUGAUUCUUCGUAAACUUCCUAUCAGAAUUAUUCCAAAGAAGGCGAAAAACGAUUAA